UUGGAAACAGGCCUAAGGCACAGAAGACUCAUCUCCUUUGUUACUGUAACAAGGAAGGGGGUGGAUAAAGUGAUAAACUGAGAGGCCCACAAGGGGAAGGCCUUGAGAUUGGGGGAGUAUCAGAGUUGGAGGCGGGGAACUGUUGCAGGCCCAAGGAGGCCCUGACUCAAAUGGCUACCAGAGCGGGGAUUAGGGUUCUCAGGGGCACUCCCUCCCCCCUUCCACUAAGGGAAAAAGAGACCUCUGAGGGAGGGAAGGGAUUCUCUCCUUCAGAAACCACAUCCACCAUGACGGUCACUAUGGACACCAGCCUCUUGAGUCACAGUGCAGGCAACCCCUCCCGCAGAGGCAAAAGGGGCUUCUAUUCCAAGAGAGGACAACGGACCCAUUUCAGAGGUGGGAAAGUGAAGGUCCACGAUCUCCAGUCCAUCAAGAAAGAGCUAGCGUCGAUCAAGCAGAAAGUGGAUUGCCUCCUGGAGAAGCUGGAAAGAAUCGAGGAAGAAGCCAACCAAGCCGAGAUGCAGUCCAGUGUCUUGGAGCAGCAGAACAACUUUCCCGAAGAAGUUGCGGUCAGCGAGUCCGAAGGCGAUACCGAGGGAGCGAGCAGAUCAGAGAGAUACUGAAGAGCAAGCCCAGCCGAGGGGGCUCCAGGAUGAAGAAGACGUCAGAGGGCAGGAAACACCAGCCACGGCCAGCGAUGGCCGUCUCCGACACUCUUUGCCCCUCCCUGGUACGCCAGGGCCUUCAUCCUAAAGUCAGCCUCCCUGAGUCCCCUCCCCUGGUAGUUUGGAGCAUAUGAUCACCCUUGGCUCCAGCCUUAGCCUCUCCAGGUUUCCCAGUGCCUCUCUGUUCUGGUCCCUGCAGCUGUCCCAAGAGAUACAAUAAAGCCUCUGUAGUUUUGCUCACUUACCUUGGAUAGCUCUAACUCAGCUCUAUGAUAAUUAAAAAUCCGAUUGUU
Molecule: messenger RNA, 958 nt
Organism: Sarcophilus harrisii (Tasmanian devil)
Lineage: Eukaryota; Metazoa; Chordata; Mammalia; Dasyuromorphia; Dasyuridae
Product: heterogeneous nuclear ribonucleoproteins C1/C2-like
Exons: 2
Coding region: 171-623 (150 amino acids)
Source: RefSeq, a predicted model, not a curated record